Messenger RNA from Copidosoma floridanum, 1727 nucleotides. It is a transcript of the gene Arc42, whose product is annotated as Activator-recruited cofactor subunit 42. Gene Ontology annotation, cellular component: mitochondrion. Lineage: Eukaryota; Metazoa; Arthropoda; Insecta; Hymenoptera; Encyrtidae. The record is from RefSeq and is a predicted model, not a curated record. Gene Ontology annotation, biological process: fatty acid beta-oxidation using acyl-CoA dehydrogenase; butyrate catabolic process. Gene Ontology annotation, molecular function: short-chain fatty acyl-CoA dehydrogenase activity; flavin adenine dinucleotide binding.
UGUUGCUCGUCUCUCACGCACACACACAACAUACGCCACAUGCAUAUUUGUAAAUAUCGUUGGCUGGUCAAAGUCCGUCAGUCGCUCUCAGCACUCCAAAAGAACCACACUCGGCUCCGGGAAAGCUUCAAUUUUUUUUCAUUUUUUUUUUUCCUUCAAAAUGUUGGGUGUGUGUAGAUCGCUGUUUCAAGUAUGUGGCCGCCGGGGCAUCGCCUCUUUGUCAAGUUUGCCGGAAACCCAUCAAAUGCUUCAAAAAACGUGCAGGGACUUUGCGGAGGGCGAGCUGAAACCCAGGGCCGCGAGAACCGACCGGGAGCACCUGUACCCGGAGGAGCAGAUAAAAAAAAUGGGCGAACUGGGCCUAAUGGCCAUAACGACGCCCGAGUCCUUGGGAGGGGCGGGCCUGGACUACCUCGCCUACGCCAUAGCCAUGGAGGAGAUAUCGCGCGGCUGCGCCAGCGCUGGGGUCAUCAUGAGCGUCAACAACUCCCUAUACCUGGGGCCCAUCGAGAAGUUCGGCAGCCCCGAGCAGAAGGAAAGGUACGUACGGCCGUUCACCAGCGGCCGCAGGGUUGGCUCGUUCGCCCUGAGCGAGCCCGGCAAUGGCUCGGACGCGGGGGCGGCAUCGACCGUGGCCAAGAAAAACGGCGACGGGUACGUCCUCAACGGGACCAAGUCCUGGAUCACCAGCGCGUACGAGGCUGGGGGUAUAGUCGUGUUCGCGACCACCGACAAGUCCAAGAAGCACAAGGGCAUCAGCGCGUUUGUGGUCGACAAGCCAACCGAGGGUCUCGCCCUGGGGAAGAAGGAGGACAAGCUCGGCAUCAGGGGCAGCAGCACAUGCUCCCUCAUAUUCGAGGACUGCCUGGUGCCCGCCGAAAACCUCCUCGGGGAACCCGGUCUGGGGUUCAAGAUCGCCAUGAUGUCUCUGGACGCCGGUAGGAUCGGCAUAGCAUCCCAGGCCUUGGGGAUAGCGCAAGCUUCCCUCGACUGCGCCAUGGAGUACGCGAGCAAGAGGACGGCCUUCGGCAGCGCGAUCAUCAAACUACAGGCCAUCCAGACUAAGCUGGCCGACAUGGCUCUGAGGCUCGAGGGCUCGAGGCUGCUGACGUGGAGGGCCGCCCACUUGAAGGACCAGGGCAAGCCGUACACCAAGGAAGCUGCGAUGGCCAAGCUGUCCGCGUCCGAGGCGGCAACCUUCUGCGCCCACCAGUGCAUCCAGAUACUGGGGGGGAUGGGAUACGUGACCGACAUGCCCGCGGAGCGUCAUUACCGGGACGCCCGGAUAACCGAGAUAUACGAGGGCACCUCCGAGAUCCAACGACUGGUCAUAGCUGGUAAUCUCGUCAAGGAGUACGGCUUGUAGAUACACACACACACGUGUGGGUAUACGUGUCUCUUCAAACUCGUGGAUGGCUUAAUUACCCCGGUCAUCGUUUUUAAUGACGCGCCGCCGAAUGGCGUGGCUCGUGAGAAUAUAUACAAUGCAAAUUUCAUGCCUAUACAGAAAAAGUGCAAUGUGAUAUAAAAGCAAAUCUAUACGUCGAGUUUUCUUUUUUUCGAAUCGCCAUCGCGUUGCUGGUGGUUCGAACAUAUUUUCAGUAAAUGUGGAUAAAUACGCAUGUAUUUUGUGUAACAAUAUGUAUACAUACGCGAACGCAAGAACGAUGUUUGUGCUAUAUUUUUUCUACAACGCAUGAGGAUUCAAUAAAUUUUAUACUUUAUUA